Molecule: messenger RNA, 1920 nt
Organism: Angiostrongylus costaricensis
Lineage: Eukaryota; Metazoa; Nematoda; Chromadorea; Rhabditida; Metastrongylidae
Source: the annotation of a GenBank genome assembly
AUGUCUUCCACUUCGCUUACUGGUGCGGCGUCGGGUACGACGUCGUACUCGAUGGCAUCGCUCUACGUCGGCGAUCUCCACCCGGACGUCACGGAGUCGAUGUUGUUCGAGAAGUUCAGUACGGCUGGUUCGGUGUUGUCAAUCCGUGUGUGUCGUGACAAUGCUAGUCGCCUGUCGCUUGGAUACGCAUAUGUGAACUUCCAGAAUCCAACAGACGCUGAGCGCGCACUCGACACGAUGAAUUUCGACACUCUGAAUGGAAAGCCGAUGCGUAUCAUGUGGUCGCAGCGCGAUCCAGCCGUCAGGCGCUCUGGAAAUGGGAACAUUUUCAUCAAAAAUCUGGACAAAGUUAUCGAUAACAAGUCCAUCUAUGACACGUUUUCCUUGUUCGGAAACAUCCUUUCAUGCAAAGUAGCUGUCGAUGACGAAGGUAACAGCAAAGGCUACGGUUUUGUUCAUUUUGAGACCGAUGAAGCCGCUCAGUGUGCAAUCGACAAAGUGAAUGGGAUGUUGCUAGCCGGAAAAAAAGUGUUCGUUGGUAAAUUUCAACCACGAAGCCUACGUAUGCGUGAGUUGGGCGAGUCUGCCAAAAAGUUUACCAAUGUUUUCAUAAAGAAUUUUGGCGAGGAGCUUGAUAAGGAGAAAUUAGAGAAGUUGUUUGCACCAUUCGGCAAAAUUACAAGUUGUGCAGUAAUGACCAAUGCAGAAGGACGGUCGAAAGGUUUUGGAUUUGUUGCCUAUGAAAACCCAAACGAGGCUGAAAAGGCUGUUGCCGAGAUGAAUGAUUACCAUCUUGAAGGCACUGACUUAAGACUUGUUGUUUGUCGUGCUCAGAAGAAAGGAGAACGUUCUGCUGAACUGAAACGCAAACAUGACAUGCAGAAGGUGGAACGCAUGCAGCGUUAUCAGGGAGUGAAUUUGUAUGUGAAAAACCUUGAUGAUGCUGUUGACGACGAAAUUUUACGAAAGCAGUUCGAAACGUAUGGCAAGAUUACCUCUGCCAAGGUUAUGACUGACGAAAACGGUCGCUCAAAAGGCUUUGGUUUUGUAUGCUUUGAAAAAGCCGAUGAGGCAACAAAUGCAGUUACGGAAAUGAACUCUAAGAUGGUGUGCUCAAAGCCCCUCUAUGUCGCUCUCGCUCAGCGCAAAGAGGAUCGCCGUGCGCAACUCGCUUCACAGUACAUGCAAAGACUGGCUAGUCUCCGCUUGAGCACAAAUGUGCCUGGCACAAUUUACACACCAGGGCAGAGCGGUUAUUUUGUGUCAAGCGGUUUACAGAAUCAGAGAGGUUUUGGUCACACUGGUAUUACGGGGACAGCGAUGAGAAGCACUGCGCGAAACUGGCCAAGCAGCUUCGGUAGUCAGAGCCCAUACAUCAUGUCUAGUGGAUCUGUAUUCCAGAGUAGGCCUCGUCUAGCUAGCGGGACAAUAACUGGGGUUCGUGCUCAGCAAUUCAAUGCGGGCGCUGUUCAAGGAGGUGCUCGUCUUGCUGGCCAGAGAGUUAUCCAGGGCGCUGUCGCUGGUCAACCUCAACCUAGUGGCCCACGGACUCAAACACCCUUGUUUGAGGGCAGACCAGCCACUGGGACUAAGGCAGGUGCUUCUCCAUUGUUCCAGCAAUACCAUCAACCUCAGCAGCAACGAACCGCCCAAGGGAUCGUAAUCGGAGGGCAGGAACCACUUACCUCGCACAUGCUUGCGCAGGCAGCUCCACAAGAGCAGAAACAGCUUCUCGGUGAAAGAAUUUAUGCACUUAUUGAGAAAAUGUUUCCGGGACACAAAGAAGCUGGAAAGAUCACUGGAAUGAUGCUGGAGAUAGAUAAUUCGGAGCUGAUAAUGAUGCUCCAGGACAUGGAGUUGUUUAAGUCAAAGGUAGACGAGGCGGCUUCCGUUCUUCAGUCGGCUGCUAAAUGCACCUAA